Salvia miltiorrhiza (redroot sage) is the source of this 3350-nucleotide messenger RNA. RefSeq names its product homeobox-leucine zipper protein HDG5. The transcript is spliced from 11 exons. The record is from RefSeq and is a predicted model, not a curated record. Lineage: Eukaryota; Viridiplantae; Streptophyta; Magnoliopsida; Lamiales; Lamiaceae. Gene Ontology annotation, biological process: regulation of DNA-templated transcription. Gene Ontology annotation, molecular function: DNA-binding transcription factor activity, RNA polymerase II-specific; DNA binding; lipid binding. Bases 692 to 3049 code for a protein of 785 amino acids.
UAAUCUUAUAGAGAGAGAGAGAAUCGCAUUAAACAGCUGCUCUGCAACGCUGUUGAGAGAGAUAGGAAGAAAGAGAGAGAAACGACAAAUGAUGUGUGUUUGGUGAAGAAACAUAUAUAGAAGAAGAUUGCGAAGAAGGUGAAGAAGCAGCAGCCAGCUUUAAAGCGCACAACCGACACGACUCGUUUGGUAUUUACUCUCACUCGUUUCUAGCUUUGUCUACCGCCCUUUCUUAUUCGCUUUCAUUUUUUCAACUCACUCAUUUAAUUUCCCUUUAAUUCUCAUCUAUUAAAUUUUCCUAUGCAUAUUUGAAACCUCCUUCAUCACUCCCUCUUUCUUCUUCACUCCGAUAUGAAGGAGAGGAAUUCUUCUUUUUUCUGCAUGUUUUUUUGUUUAAGGCGUUUGCUUUAAAUUGUUUUGUCAUUUCACUUUGAUUGCCAUUUUCCUUUGUUUCUUUUUUCUAACUAGGUUGGCCAUAGCCAUAGCCAUAGCCAUAGCCAUUUUUUAUGUGCAAAAAGCAAAUUCCCGGAGGAGAUUGAGAGCAUUAAUUUGGACGAAUUAUCUCACUUUUAUUGCCAUUUUCCGUUUCUGCUUCAUUUUAUUUUUGUCUAAGUGAGGUAGGCAUUGUUUGUGGAAAACGCAAAUUCUAGGAGAAGAUUGAGAUCAUUAAAGAGGAAAAAAAGGAAGAAGAAUGUAUGGAGAUUGUCAAGUUCUGUCGUCGUCAACAGUGGGAGGAAACCCUAUUUCAUCAGAUAAUUCAUCUCUCUACAACUCCUCCAUCCAAAACCCCAACUUCAAUUUCAUGGCUAACAUCAGCCCUUUCAACAUCUUCUCUCCGAUUCUUCCACAGAAAGAAGAAACCGGGAUGGCGAAGAGCAAAGAGGAAUUAGUGGAAAGCGGCUCCGGCAGCGAGCACAUCGAAGGAGCGUCGGGCAAUGAGCAGGAGGCGGAGCAGCAGCCGCCCGCCAAGAUCAAACGCUACCACCGCCACACUGCCCGCCAGAUCCAAGAGAUGGAAUCAUUAUUCAAGGAAUGCCCGCAUCCCGACGACAAACAACGCCUCAAACUCAGCCAGGAACUCGGCCUCAAACCGAGGCAAGUCAAGUUCUGGUUCCAAAACCGCCGCACUCAGAUGAAGGCACAACAAGACAGGCAGGAGAAUGUGGUGCUUAGGGCAGAGAAUGAGAGCCUGAAAACGGAGAAUUACCGGUUGCAAGCCACCUUGAGGAAUAUAGUGUGCCCCAACUGUGGAGGUCCCGCUGUGCUCGGCGAGAUGGGCUACGACGAGCAGCAGCUACGGAUCGAAAAUGCACGUCUCAAAGAGGAGUUUGAGCGUGUAUGCUGCAUGAUGUCGCAAUACAAUGGGCGAGGAAUGGGUGCAAGCUCCGAUCUAAUGCAGCAGCAGCAGCAGCAGCAGCCUCAUUCAUUAGAACUGGAUAUGGGGGUUUAUCCACCAAGAAAGCUUGACGAGGAGCAUAUGAGCAACUGCCCUUCCGACAUGAUACCUCUGCCGUUCAUGCCCGAAGCUUCCCACUUCCCAGGCAACACCCUGAUAUUGGAGGAGGAGAAAUCUCUUGCCAUGGAGCUGGCCAUGUCCUCCAUGAACGAGCUGCUCAAGAUGUGGCAGACUGGCGAGCCCCUUUGGGUUCGCGCAGCUGAUACGGGCAAGCAUGUCCUCAAUCUCGAGGAGUAUGCUAGGAUGUUUUCUUGCCUCAAACAGAAUCCUCAUCAGCUCAGGACUGAAGCAACCAGAGAUACCGCCGUUGUCAUCAUCAACAGCAUCACCCUUGUUGAUGCCUUCCUUGAUGCAAAUAAAUGGAUGGAGCUUUUCCCUUCCAUAAUUUCCAGAGCAAAAACACUUCAGGUAGUGCACUCAGACGUGCCUGGCCAUGCAACUGGUUCUAUUCACUUGAUGUAUGCUGAGCUACAAGUUCUGUCUCCCUUAGUCCCCACACGAGAGGCUCAUUUCCUCCGCUACUGCCAACACAACGCGGAGGAGGGGACGUGGGCCAUCGUCGAUUUCCCAAUCGACGGCUUCCACAACGACUACUCUCCUUCAUUUCCUUACUACAAAAGGCGCCCUUCUGGAUGCAUCAUUCAAGACAUGCCUAAUGGAUAUUCAAGGGUAACGUGGGUUGAGCAUGCCGAGGUUGAGGAUGGGCCGAUCAGCACGGUCUUCAGCAGCCUAGUCAGCAGCGGCGUGGCCUUUGGCGCGCAACGCUGGCUUGCUGUUUUGCAGCGACAGUGCGAGAGGCUUGCAAGCCUCAUGGCCAGAAACAUAUCUGAUCUUGGAGUGAUCCCAUCGCCUGAAGCACGAAAAAGUGUGAUGAAUCUUGCGCAGAGGAUGAUUCGGACAUUCUGUCUCAACAUAAGCACUUCUUAUGGGCAAUCUUGGACAGCCCUCUCCGAAUCUGCUGAUGAUACUGUUCGAAUCACGACGAGGAGAGUCACCGAGCCCGGCCAGCCUAACGGCUUGAUUCUUAGCGCCGUGUCCACUACUUGGCUGCCCUUUCAACACAAGCAUGUCUUCGAUUUCUUGAGAGACGAACGUUUGAGAGCUCAGCUGGACGUCCUCUCCAACGGGAAUUCAUUGAAUGAAGUAGCUCACAUUGCCAAUGGCUCGAAUCCAGGAAACUGCAUUUCUCUUCUUCGCAUCAAUGUUGCUAGCAACUCAUCACAGAGUGUGGAGCUGGUGCUGCAAGAGAGUUGCUCGGAUGAUUCGGGGAGCUUAGUAGUGUACUCGACGGUGGACGUUGAUGCGAUUCAGAUGGUGAUGAACGGCGAGGAUCCGUCGUGCAUCCCUGUCCUACCCAUGGGGUUCGUCGUCGUCCCAAUCGAAUCAACCAAAGAGACGUCUUCGGAGUCGGGAUGCCUCCUCACAGUCUGCCUGCAAGUUCUGGCAAGCACCAUGCCUAAUGCGAAGCUCAAUCUCUCAAGCGUCACCGCAAUCAACCACCAUCUCUGCAACAUCGUGCAGCAGAUCAGCGCCGUUCUCGGCAGCAGCAAUUCUUUCACCGACGCCCCCGCCCCCAAGCCCACGGCUGACUGACACUAACAACUGCAAUCGGAUAUAUUAAUUCACUGGAUUAGCUUCUUUUUGUUUAUGGUUUUGUUUUGGUUGGUGGGAUUGAUGGAAACCAUUAUUGCAGUAAAAUUAGGGUUAGAGUGAGUAGGAAAAUAGGAGUCAAGAGCGCACCAGAUGGAUUUGAGAUACAAAUCCUUGCUACUUGUUAAGGCUCAUUAUCACUAGCUAGUGACCUCACCACAUAGCAAGGGUUGCUUGGUUCGGGUAUUGACUUCUUUUUCUCAUUCAUUUAUAUCAAUAUUAAUAUGAUCAAUACUUCCUCUCA